Messenger RNA from Clonostachys rhizophaga, 1803 nucleotides. The record is from the annotation of a GenBank genome assembly. Lineage: Eukaryota; Fungi; Ascomycota; Sordariomycetes; Hypocreales; Bionectriaceae.
AUGCCGAUGCUGCCAUGGCUGACGGAGCCGAUCAUGUUCCACGGGGACCGUGAUCGUGGUGAGUGUAUGAUGACCGAAGAACAAUGUGCGUGGAAAUGGCGUUGGUGGACAGAUUGGUAUUCUGCAGACCUCGUGUUUUCGCUGCCAACCGUUGCGUUCUUCAUGGUUGCCAUCGGCAUCUUCAUAAUUGCCUACGUUUUAUCAGCUAUCCUCCCUACAAGCUGGAGAAGAAGCCGAGGCUGGCGACGGCUCCUUUCAGGCACACGGUUUCUUUCAUACACUAGUUUUCACGUCCGAGGAUGGAGUACGCCAUCCAUUGGAAUCUGCCUGCUUGGCGCCGUGGGACUCGUUUACUUCUUGGCAAUGACUCUGGGACCGAAGCCGUACUACUGGCCAAAUACGAAAGAACUGAGCUACGGCAAUUCACCUCCCAUUGCCACUCGAACCGGAUAUAUGGCACUUGCAUGCAUGCCGUUUCUAUAUGUUUUGGGAACCAAGGCCAACUUCAUCUCGCUGGUGACAGGCAUAUCGCACGAGAAGCUCAAUGUCUUCCACAACUGGGUUGCAUGGGCCAUGUUUGUCUUGGCUCUUGUACACACUUUCCCUUUUAUCAUCUACCAUGAAUGGGCGGGUGACAUUGUUGAGAACUGGGAGGCUGAUGGAAUGUGGAUAACUGGCGUGAUUGCGCUGAUCGCUCAGGCAUGGCUAACCUUCAUGUCGAUUCGGUCAAUUCGAGACCGCUAUUAUGAGUUCUUCAAAUCCACUCAUAUCUUCUUCGCCGUCGUCUUCUUCAUCUUCUUUUUCCUGCACUGUGAUUACAUCCUGACAACAUGGGACUAUUUUGUUGCCACCGGUGUUCUAUAUGCGCUUUCUUGGCUAUAUAGCCUAUCUCGCACCCUCUUUCAGUAUGGCUUUCGUCAUCGGGCUAGCCUUAGUCUGGAUGCCGAGCAGAACCUUUCGAUCACUAUCGAAACAGACGCAGAGUGGAAGCCAGGCCAACACGUAUUUCUCCGAUUUCUGACAUGUGGUGUGCACGCUCUGACUGCUCACCCUUUCACCAUCUGCUCUUCGCCAGAGCGAACCAGUGCUGACGACAAACGGAAGAUGAUAUUCCACGUGAAGCCUCGUGGAGGUUUGACAUCGCGCUUGGCCAAGCUAGCAGAGAAGCAGCCGAAUGCUAGCGUUGCUGUUCUUCUUGAUGGACCUUACGGCGGCCUCCCCGUGAGAUGGGGUGAAGGAUUCGAUCGGACUCUCGUUAUUGGCGGAGGGGCGGGCGCUGGUACUACCCUUCCGCUCAUCGAAAGCUAUUUGCAAAAGGAGCUUCAAGGAAAGAAGGACGAACAAUUCACUGCCAUUGUGGCGUCCCGUGAUCCUGCAUUCCACAGCUGGUUUGUCCAGGCGUUGGAAGAACUGGCUACAAGAUACUCGAUCUCCAAGGGUGUUCCUGGACUCACUGUGUUGAUUCAUCAAACAGAUGACAGCGCGAUAGCCGUGGAUGCUUCGUCAGUUUCUAACACAGAAGAUGCUGAGAAAAAGGUCCACAGCCACGCAACGCCUGAGGACGGUACCGCGUCGUUAGUUGCCGAUCUAUUCGGGGUCCAUCUCAAAAAAGGGCGACCGAAUCUUCCAGCGUUGGCUAGAGUCCCAUUACAAGAGAAGGGCGUGACAGUUGGGUUAGUUGUUUGUGGACCAAGCUCUAUGGUGCAAGAUGUAUCUGUGGUGGCGUCUGAGGCGCAACGCGGAAUCCUCAAUGGCUCUGUAGCCGCCGCUGAAGUUUGGUUCCAUAAGGAGUCUUUCUCGUAA